AUGGAGCUGCGCGGACGUGCGAAGCUAACGAAGCUGCUUCUUCUUGCUGCACUUGUCCUGUUCUCUGGGUACGAGCUGUGCUUCACGACUUUUACAGGGACGCGGCGAGACUGCGUGCAGUCUACAGCCUGGAGAUCCGGCGUGCUUACAGGUAGCACGGUGAGCUCGACCUUGAGUGGCGAGGAACACGACAUGUGGGCUGCCACGUUGCGCGGGAGUGAAAACUGGAGUGAAACAGCCUUCGGUGAAGGGCGACAGAAGCUGAAGGCGUACUACAUCAACACGGACUUAGAUGAUGGGCGAAGGAGCGGUCUGGAGAGUACGUGUGCCCAGCUGGAUUUGGAUUGUGAGCGUGUGACGCCUCCGAAGCUAAGCAGUGAAGAAGUCUUGAAUUGCGUCGACAGCACGCCUCUGCGAUCAUUUGAGUGUUCCUUGGUGUUCGCACACCGCGGCAUCCUGAAGCAGAUAAGCUCUGGAAAUGCGGAAGCUCUCGUCCUGGAAGACGAUGCCAGGCUGAAUGGCGAUGUAGCUGCAGAGUCUGCCAAGGAGAUGCUUCAGUCUGCAAGAGAACGUGACUUCGCGAUGGCCGGAUGGUGCGAUCCAUCCUGCGCACACGCCUACCUCGUGUCUCCAGGUGGAGCCAAGAUGCUUCUCGGCCGGGGUUUUGCACGUCCGGAGCUGCCAGCGGACUCGAUGUUUCCGGCGACUUGCCUCUACCAGUCGUGUUGGGCACCCAUGGUCCAUCAUGCUCCCAGAAGUUUCCUUGCGGCACAGCAAGGAGUGUCUGUGCUUCUGCAACUCGGUUCCAAGCUGGUGAACGUCGGCAGGAUGUCCUCUUCCCUCGUCGCUGUCCUGAUGGGUAUCCGGGAGAUUUUGGCUUGUUCUGCCAAGAUCGCGCCACUCCUCACUGCAAGUCUUAUUCGUGCUCCGGAAGCAUUGAUCUGUGAGGAUCAAAGCCACGACAGGGAACAGACGGACUCCGUUGUAGUUGACGAGGUGAAGGUGAAAGCACUCCAGACGGGAAGUGCUCAGCUUCGAAAGACCGAUGAGAAGAACCAGGAGCCGCCACCUCCCGUUGCGACCUCGAGCCGGAACUCUCUGCUGAAGGCAGUGAGCAGCCCUCAGGCCUGCUGUGCGGCGCUGGCCGGCCUGCAGCAGAACCAGGCGAUUGCCAAGCCAGCUACCGAGAUUAUGCGACCGCUGGUUUUCUCCAUCAUCCAAGAGUCUGAGGAGUUCUCGAGGAUGAUUGACACCAAGAAGGAGGACAUUGUCGUUGCCUUCAUGGAGCAAUGCAGAGAGGGUGUAAGAGAUGCCCCUGGCCGAGAUUUCCAUCGAGACGUGAAUGGACUUUCGGCUCCACCCUUGGAGCUGCGGAUGCGCGAGAUUGAGGAAACCUCAGUUCGAGUCUUCGAGACACUGGCAAAACGUGCGGAACUGCUGGUGGAUUCAUUGACAAAGUCACCACCGGAGUUUUGGAAGGUUUGGACAACCUUCUACCCAGCACUUGCGGAUUUUUCAGAGUCCAGCCCGAUCUUCGAGAGUGCUUUGUACUUUUUCAGGAGGCUGGGUGAACUCAUGCGCGAGCAAGAUGCCCAGCUGACCCAGCAAAUGAUGACGGAUGUUGCGCUGGCUUCACUGGCCAAGGAAUUGGCACGAUCUCCCGAGAAGCGAGAUCUGUUGUGCGAUGUAGUUUAUGCCUUCGUUCAAGAGGACACUCUGAACCACAUCCUGACAUUGCGUGCACUGAAAGAGAAGGUGGGCGACGACCUAGCAGUGUAUGUGCCAUGCCUGGCCAGCUUGAUCAAUCUAGAUGGUCAAGCUGGUCUUCUGGACGAGCAUCUUCUGGACUUGUACAUAUACUAUGCUUUAAUGGCGAUACAAAGCCCUAAGCCCAGGGUUCGGGUGGCCGGCCUGGCGAUCAUUUGCAGCGUCACAGGGUGGUCUUCACAGCAUCAGCCGGUCGUGGCUCUGCUGCAGCACUUUUCUGCUCUCGCCAACGAUGAGUGGUGGGAGGUGCAGGCCCAGCUGCUGCGAUUGUCGGCCAAGCUGCUGGGUAAGCUCUCCACCGAGCGGGGCCAAACCGUGGUUGGAGCAGAAGAUGAUGGCAGCGCAAGUGGUGCCAGCAGACUCGAAGAAGGUGCAGAGGCAAGUGUGGAUGUCGUCAUCGAAGAGAUCCUGUCCAUCGUCAGCCGUCUUUUUGUUGUUAGCAACUCCAAGAACGUGCUGCAGGUUGGAUUAUCUGCUCUUGUGCAUGUGCUGCCUGACUAUCCGAAUCUGCUCCCAGUGUUUGCAGGUGCCCCAGUUCUGGGUUUCCUAGGUUGGCAAGGGGUGGCAAGGCAGCCCGACACAGGAUCCCUGCAGCAUGCAAUUGCAGAAAACAAUACAUGUAUCUGUAUAUAUAUAUAUAUAUAUAACUAA
Molecule: messenger RNA, 2418 nt
Organism: Symbiodinium sp. CCMP2592
Lineage: Eukaryota; Dinophyceae; Suessiales; Symbiodiniaceae
Source: the annotation of a GenBank genome assembly